AUGUCACGCACGAAUGAAUCUCACGAGCAGAGUCCAGAGCCCAAUAGCACUAUUCUUGGGAGAGGGUUCAUCGACUCCCCGCUGGUGACACUCAUGGCGGGCGAGGAGAAGUUUUUCGUCCACAGACACAUCCUCGUGGCCAAAUGCCCCUUCUUCGCCAGACAGCUCGAGUCCGGACCGCCGCGGCCGCCUCUGCAGAAGGAGGAGGAGGGGGAGAACAAGCCAGGAACUGAGGAGCUGGAGUUUCCACACGACAGCAGGGACAUGAUCGGCCACUUCCUGGCCUACAUCUACACCGGCCGGGUGGACUUUUCGCAGUCCGACGACGCAGUCCUCGCCAUCUUGAAGUCGUGGGUCCUCGCGGGGGAGCUGUCCAUGCCGGACUGGAAGAGCCAGCUCGUCGAUCAUGUCAUUGCGCAUUGGGCGGAUUAG
Molecule: messenger RNA, 432 nt
Organism: Fonsecaea nubica
Lineage: Eukaryota; Fungi; Ascomycota; Eurotiomycetes; Chaetothyriales; Herpotrichiellaceae
Exons: 2
Coding region: 1-432 (143 amino acids)
Molecular function (GO): protein binding
Source: RefSeq, a predicted model, not a curated record